Olea europaea var. sylvestris is the source of this 1213-nucleotide messenger RNA. RefSeq names its product transcription factor MYB8-like. Bases 140 to 1042 code for a protein of 300 amino acids. The transcript has 2 exons. The record is from RefSeq and is a predicted model, not a curated record. Lineage: Eukaryota; Viridiplantae; Streptophyta; Magnoliopsida; Lamiales; Oleaceae.
UAUGUUGUUAUCUUUAAAAUGACGUUGAGCAUUAGCAACGUGAUGAGUUUGUGUUAUGUUACUUCUAUCCUCAAAACACACACACUCCUCUCUGGCAGCGUGUGUGAGUAAAUUUCAAAGUCAAGUGAAGUGAAGAAAAAUGGGAAGAUCUCCUUGUUGUUCAAAAGUAGGAUUGCAGAAAGGUCCAUGGUCCUCCGAAGAAGACACUUUGCUAAGAAAUUAUAUUCAACAGCAUGGUGAAGGCCAGUGGAGAUCCGUACCCAACAAAGCUGGGCUGCUAAGAUGUGGGAAGAGCUGCAGAUUGAGAUGGAUGAACUAUCUCCGACCUGGAAUCAAGAGAGGAAACAUCACUACCGACGAGGAAGAUCUUAUCAUCAGACUUCAUUCCCUGUUGGGCAAUCGCUGGACACUGAUCGCCGGAAGAUUGCCAGGUCGAACCGACAAUGAGGUCAAGAAUCACUGGAACACCCAUAUGUUGAAGAAACUCAAGAAUUCAGGUAUUCAACCAAAAAUACCCAAGCAUUCGACGAAACUCCCCGGCCAAGAGACCCAAAAUGCAGUUGAACCAGAAACGGACAAGCGUUCAACGAAAUGCCCCGAAGCAGAGACCCAAAAUGCAGUUGAACCAGAAGCAGACAAGCGUUCGAAAAAAAGCCUACAGAAGCAAACCAAAUCUACAGUGCCAGAAACUGGCAUUUCCAGAAGACGAACGAAGAAGGAAAGGAACGGUACACAAGGUAGCGAGACCAGGACGCUCCAUAUUCCGAAACCCAUAAGGCUUUCUUCGGUAUGUUCGAGGAGUAACAGCUUAGACAGUUUGUUGAGUGCUGCAUCGUCUGGUGAUGUUUCAGUCGACACAGAAAAGUUUAAACUUUGGCCUUUGGUUGAGCCUGAUCAUGCAAAUCAUGGGGGGUUUGAUAAAGUUUUUGAUGAAUAUAAAGAUUUUUUCAGCACCUAUGAAUUUCCCCUCCAUUAUUCGGAUUCUUCGAGUUCCGUAAAAAUGCUGGAGAAGGUGUACGAUGAAUAUCUUCAGCUGCUGUAGGAAAAAUACAGCAUGAUUGGCUAUAUGAUCAGAAAAUAGUAUGGUACUUUAUGAAUAUUCCCCUGGUUUUGAUUAAUGUUUCGAUGUAAUUAUUUGUUAUUCAUGCGUUUGCUAGUUUUCAUAUAUGUACGUUUGUCUUAAAUUAUUAUACAUUUGAGUACACAACAUAAA